Molecule: messenger RNA, 1068 nt
Organism: Drosophila eugracilis
Lineage: Eukaryota; Metazoa; Arthropoda; Insecta; Diptera; Drosophilidae
Exons: 2
Coding region: 1-1068 (355 amino acids)
Source: RefSeq, a predicted model, not a curated record
AUGGACUUACAAAGCUUUGACAGAUCACUGGAGGAUGAUCAAAUAAUGUGCAGCUUGUUGCGUCUCAAGACAAAGGAAGAUCCUUCGACAACUGACAUCAAUAGCGUUGCGUUCUCUCUAUUCGAAAAAGGAUCGUUUGUGUCUUUUCUACAGUUCUCUACAAACGCAAGAGGCACUGAACCACUGCAGCUAAUACCUGUUGAACGGCUGCCAAUAUCUGUUUCUCAUACUUCUGCAGUAUCAAGAAGUUCAAAUUCUAUUUUAGAAUCUGUUGGCUACCAGGAUGUUUCAGAGGUUCAGGGAGUAAUUGCCAAUGAGGCACCCGCAAUGAUCUACGAUGCACUACCGAAGCAGAUGAGCAAACACGAUUUGAAAAUAUUUGAAUCAAAGUUUCUAAAAAUGGUUGGAUGCAAGAGCGAGCCUGCUGCUUGCUGUUCUGAUGAAGACUCUGAUGAAGAUCUUGAUGAAGAUUCUAAUAAAGAUUCUAAUAAUAUGUGCAGGAAUAAGACUAAGGAUUGCUGUCGGAAGAACAAUUGUGGAAAACAAGAUGACCGUCCACCAUAUGCCAGGACAAUGCCGGAGGAUCGUCGUUUCGGUUUGGUCAUUACUAACUCGAAUAGUUGCGAUGAUGUGGAUUUAGACGCAAUUAUGACCCAUUUCUCGAAACUUUUCGAACACUGUGUCAUACCAGAUCUUAGUUUUAGUAUAUGCACGUCUUUUGCAAAAUUUGGCAAGCACCUUUUAAUAGUGUGCGAAGACGAUUCUACCGCGGGUUGGGUAAUUAGUGCAUUAUCAGAAAUGUGCCCGCGGCACACCUGCGAACCAUUUAUUGAAUUCUUUGAUCUGAAAAAAUGCACAUUCGUCCUUCCAUACGUAAUACCGGACAAGCCAUUGUGCAAUAUCUUCGAGUUGAUGGAAACACAAAACACUGGCCUGGAAACGUUCAAAUGGACAGUGACUGGUCAAUGUCCUGUAGAUCCAUGCGAAGACGGGGAAAGUAUCGUCUCAGAAUUGUGCACCAAUUAUAUAGUUUUGGGCUCAAUUCGCAGCCUGUCGCAACGAGUAUAA